AUGAAUAGCGUUAGGGCCAAUUCUUCGUCUAAGUCUAUUAAAAGAGAGGAAGAACAACCUUCGAAUUGGACAAGUGGUAAUUCAAAAAUUGAUAAAAUAAUUCGAAAAUCUCAGGAAAGUGGAAGGAAUGUAAAUAAUAGUCUUGAGUGGAUACCAUUUAAGCAAUUUUACGAUAUAAGGGAG
Messenger RNA from Acaulospora morrowiae, 183 nucleotides. Lineage: Eukaryota; Fungi; Glomeromycota; Glomeromycetes; Diversisporales; Acaulosporaceae. The record is from the annotation of a GenBank genome assembly.